Molecule: messenger RNA, 286 nt
Organism: Scutellospora calospora
Lineage: Eukaryota; Fungi; Glomeromycota; Glomeromycetes; Diversisporales; Gigasporaceae
Source: the annotation of a GenBank genome assembly
CUAAUGCAUCUGCUGUUAGUUCUACCAAUUCUACCUCCAUUGAUUCUACUAAUUCUGUCUCUAAUGAUUUUACUAAUUCUAUCUGCAUUGAUUCUACUAAUUCUGCCUCUGUUGAUUCUACUAAUUUUGUUUCCAUUGAUUUCACCAAUUUCACCUCAAUUGAUUCUAUCUCUAUUGAUUUACUUUUUAUUGAUUUUACUUCAGUUAGUAUAUAUAAUUCUGUUGAUAAUCCAAAAGUAGAAGUUGAAGUUGAGGCAAUGUUAGAAGAUAUUAAGGCAGAGGAUAA